Molecule: messenger RNA, 863 nt
Organism: Camelina sativa (false flax)
Lineage: Eukaryota; Viridiplantae; Streptophyta; Magnoliopsida; Brassicales; Brassicaceae
Product: SKP1-like protein 1A
Biological process (GO): ubiquitin-dependent protein catabolic process
Source: RefSeq, a predicted model, not a curated record
CCCCCAAAAUUCUUUUCUUAAUAUAUUUUCCUUUCAUCUCAAAGAAAUUUCACAAAACUCUCCAAAUCUAAAAAAAAAAAAGCUCAUCUCUCGUCUCUCUCGAAAUCAAAUCAAAGAUGUCGACGACGAAGAAGAUCGUGUUGAAGAGUUCCGAUGGUGAAUCUUUUGAGGUUGAUGAAUUGGUUGCUCUCGAGUCACAGACCAUAGCUCAUAUGGUUGAAGACGACUGCGUCGACAACGGUGUCCCUCUCCCUAACGUUACGAGCAAGAUCCUCGCUAAGGUGAUCGAGUAUUGCAAGAAACACGUCGAGGUUACUGCUUCCAAGACCGACGCCGUUGAUGGUGCUGCUUCUUCUGCCGACGAAGAACUCAAGACCUGGGAUGCUGAGUUUAUGAAGAUCGAUCAGGCUACCCUCUUUGAACUCAUCCUGGCUGCGAAUUACCUGAACAUCAAGAACUUGCUUGACCUAACAUGUCAAACCGUGGCUGAUAUGAUCAAGGGGAAGACUCCAGAAGAGAUCCGCACAACCUUCAACAUCAAGAAUGACUUCACACCAGAGGAAGAAGAGGAGGUUCGCAGAGAGAACCAAUGGGCUUUUGAAUGAUUCAGCCUCUGAUGGUUCGAAGAUCCUAAACCCAAGUCUCUCGUCUUUGCCUUAUGUUUAUCCCCGUCCGUUUUCUUCCAAGUGUUUGAUGAUGACUUCUUUGCUUUUUUUUUAAAUAUUCAUGACUAUGUUCUCUUCUCUUCCUCUCUUUGUCCUUCUCUGUUAUGAUAUCAAGAACCACCAAUGUCUUUUUACUCUUUUGGAUAAUUUGUGCUUUUUAGUUAUCUUUUAAGAGUGAAUUUGCUGGUUUGCCUUAUU